This is a messenger RNA of Brassica oleracea var. oleracea, 441 nucleotides long. Its product is annotated as non-classical arabinogalactan protein 30-like. Bases 1 to 441 code for a protein of 146 amino acids. Lineage: Eukaryota; Viridiplantae; Streptophyta; Magnoliopsida; Brassicales; Brassicaceae. The transcript has 2 exons. The record is from RefSeq and is a predicted model, not a curated record.
AUGGUCGCUACAGUUUUGCUAACUCUCAUAGCACUUUGCUACUUCAUUUCCUCUGUUUUCAGCACUACAGCUCAACCUCCAAUGAAACUAAUAACACCAUUGCCCACUCUCCCACCGGCCAAAGCUCCUAUCAAGAUACCAACUCUUCCACCAGCCAAAGCUCCGACCAAGGUACCAACUCUCCCACCUGCCAUAGCUCCGAUCAAGCCUCCGGUUCUCCCACCGGUUUCACCUCCUAAGUUCAACAGGACACUAGUGGCCGUGCGAGGUGUGGUCUUCUGCAAAGCCUACAAGUACGCCGGUGUAAACAUUCUCAAAGGCGCCAAACCCGUUAAAGGGACAAAUGUAGAUGUACAUAUAGACAUAAUGUCACCAGCAAAUGUUCAUAUUAGGCAUGUUCGUUUAAUAAACGUCAGCGACAACGGCAAUGGUUCAACAUAA